AUGGUGAACCUCACUCAGGUCCCUGAUUUUGUCCUUGCGGCGUACUUUGACAGCGGCGUGUUGAGACACCUGUACUUCUUCCUGAUCAUGUCUUUAUAUGUGCUGAUCGUCCUCUCUAACUCGUUCCUCCUGGUGGUGAUCGGUCUGAACCGGAGCCUCCAUGAACCCAUGUACCUCUUCCUGUGCAGCCUGUUUGUGAACGAGCUGUACGGCAGCACGGCUCUGUUCCCUCUGCUCCUGGUCCAGGUCCUCUCUGAGGUCCACACGGUCCCCGCUCCGCUCUGCUUCCUGCAGAUCUUCUGUGUGUACUCUUAUGGUAACACUGAGUUCCUGACCCUGGCCUUCAUGUCUUAUGACCGGUACCUGUCCAUCUGUCGUCCUCUGCAGUACGCUCGGAUCAUGACUCACAGGAGAGCUGCUGGGUUCGUGGUCGUGAUGUGGUUACCGUCUGUUCUGGUGAACUUCCUGUCCCUGUCCUUGGUGGUCCCUCUGCCCCUGUGUGGGAACACCAUCCACAAAGUGUACUGUGACAUCUCCUCGGUGGUCCGGCUGGCGUGCCACGACACCACCCUGAACAAUGUCUACGGUCUGGUUGUGAGUGUCGUCAUGAUCUUUGCUCCUCUGGUUCUGAUCCUCUACACCUACAUGAGGAUCCUCAGAGUCUGUUUAUCUGGAUCCAAGCAGACCCGGCAGAAAGCAGUCCGGACCUGCACCCCUCACCUGGCCUCCCUGUUGAACUUCUCCUUCGGGGCGUGCUUUGAGAUCUUACAGAGUCGCUUUGACAUGAACAGAGUCCCAAACAUCCUGAGGAUCGUCUUAUCCUUGUACUUCCUGUCGUGUCCCCCGCUCUUUAACCCCGUCAUGUACGGACUCAAGCUCUCAAACAUCCGGGUCAAGUGUAAACAUCUGAUCUCAAAUAAAGGAUCUCAGUGA
Messenger RNA from Notolabrus celidotus (New Zealand spotty), 933 nucleotides. RefSeq names its product olfactory receptor 2G6-like. The record is from RefSeq and is a predicted model, not a curated record. Gene Ontology annotation, molecular function: olfactory receptor activity; G protein-coupled receptor activity. Lineage: Eukaryota; Metazoa; Chordata; Actinopteri; Labriformes; Labridae. Gene Ontology annotation, cellular component: membrane. The transcript has a single exon. Gene Ontology annotation, biological process: G protein-coupled receptor signaling pathway. The coding region runs from base 1 to 933 and encodes 310 amino acids.